Molecule: messenger RNA, 729 nt
Organism: Anthonomus grandis grandis
Lineage: Eukaryota; Metazoa; Arthropoda; Insecta; Coleoptera; Curculionidae
Gene: Det
Product: baculoviral IAP repeat-containing protein 5
Exons: 3
Coding region: 153-536 (127 amino acids)
Source: RefSeq, a predicted model, not a curated record
UUGACAUACAUCAAACAAAAAUUUUAAAUUUGUUUGGAAUAUCCCCGUUUUAACGUACUUUUUACUUUUUCUGUCAUAAAAAUCAAUUUGGGCACAGUAUUCAAAUUCAAAAAUAACAUUCAAUCCCAUGAAACUACUUCGGCAACAAGAACAUGGAUUUUUUUAACGAGGAUGCCCGUAAAUCUAGUUUUAAGUAUUGGUUUGCUGGAAGUGGUGACUCCUGCAGCAUAAGCAAAAUGGCAGAAGCUGGUUUUAUAUUUACCGGUUCCUCAAAAGAACGAGACUCGGCCCAAUGCUUUUAUUGCAAAAAAGAACUUGGAGGAUGGGAAGAAGAUGAUAAUCCGUGGCAGGAGCACUUAAAGCACGCCCCACAAUGUGAAUUUGCCAGAAUGCAAAAGCCACAGUCCAGCUGGACCUUGGAAGAAAUGAUGGAUUUUAUUAAGAAAUCUAUUAAAUUCAACCAUCAGAAUAAUGAGAAAAAAAUUAAGGAAUUUUUCGAGACAGCAAGAGACAUGGUUAAAAAGUUACCAGAUUAAUUAGUUUAGUUUAGUUUUAAGUGGAAUCCAAACGGUACAAGGUUAGUUCUAAACUGUUAUGUGUUUUAUCACCAGCAGAAUAUAACAACACUUAUUUCUGUAUAUAUAUACAUUUAUUAUUACAAUUUAUUAAUUUAUAAUUAAUUACAAAUAUCUCAUUAUUUAGAUUAAAAAAAAGGUAAUUCAGAACCAA